Xenopus laevis (African clawed frog) is the source of this 2404-nucleotide messenger RNA. RefSeq names its product aarF domain containing kinase 1 L homeolog (gene adck1.L). Gene Ontology annotation, cellular component: mitochondrial inner membrane; mitochondrion. Gene Ontology annotation, biological process: mitochondrion organization; lipid homeostasis. The record is from RefSeq and is a predicted model, not a curated record. Gene Ontology annotation, molecular function: ATP binding. Bases 314 to 1876 code for a protein of 520 amino acids. NCBI's taxonomy places the organism in Eukaryota, Metazoa, Chordata, Amphibia, Anura, Pipidae. The transcript is spliced from 11 exons.
ACACGGCUGCCUUGAUGCAGAGUGUGCUGGCACGACAGCACUUCCCUAAUAGGAACUGGUUAAUUAGAUCUAAUUUAUUAUCAAGUUACGGUAAACUCAGACCGACAAAGCAAGAAAUACUUGCAGCUAUGGUAUUACCGCCCCCUUUUAAACGCUCUUUUGGUCUCCUCCAGCUCCGCCUUUUAAUGUUUACAUGUCCUGAACAACCUCUCUUUGACGCCUUCCCGAAACUACAACUACCAGCAUUCUUGGCGUCUGCUGGGCAAACCCAAAAUCUGUGAAAGGGGAGAGCGGAGGAUCGAGUGUGAUCGUAAUGGUAAGAGGUAUUAUCAGGAUUGCCUCCUUGGCUUCUGUAAGCCUUAGUUCAUCUGGGUUUUUCCUAUAUGGAACAGGAUACUGGGACCCAAGUGAUUUUGGGGUAGUGCGGAUUGGAAGAGCAGUUCUGACGACAGCAGCCAUAACUUGGGAUUAUUUUACCAAACUAAGACAUGUGGAGGCAGGGACAGAGGAGUAUGAAAACAUCAAGUCACAGGUCCACCUGCGUUCAGCUCAUCGCCUUCUGGAUUUGUGCUGUUUCAACCGUGGGACCUUUAUCAAAGUUGGACAGCACCUAGCAGCUUUGGAAUAUCUUGUGCCCCCUGAAUACACCAAAACUUUAAGCGUGCUACACAGCCAAGCUCCCUGUACUCCUUUUACCGAUGUUGUUCAGGUCAUUCGUGAGGAUCUUGGCAAGGAGAUAUCUGAGGUCUUUGAGGAGUUUGAAAAAACACCAUUGGGUGCAGCGUCCCUGGCACAGGUGCAUCGUGCUGUGCUGCAGGAUGGGCGUAAAGUGGCUGUGAAGGUGCAACAUCCAAAAGUUCAGGCACAGAGUUCACGGGAUAUUCUUAUCAUGGAGGUCCUCCUACAUGUUGUGAAGAAAAUUUUCCCACAGUUUGAAUUUAUGUGGCUUAUAGAAGAAGCAAAGAAGAACCUACCUCUGGAGCUGGACUUCCAAAACGAGGGUCGCAAUGCAGAGAAAAUGUCAUCUAUAGUCUCUAGUUUCUCCUUCCUGAGGAUACCCAGAAUCUACUGGGAACUUAGUACAAAACGGGUAUUGGUGAUGGAGUACAUGGAAGGAGGGCAGGUUAAUGACAGGGAAUAUAUGAAGCGUAAUCAAAUUGAUGUGAACAAGGUAUCUCAUGCUUUGGGGAAGUUGUACAGUGAGAUGAUUUUUGUUCAUGGAUUUGUGCACUGUGAUCCUCACCCAGGGAAUGUCCUUGUCCGCCAGAACCCUGAAAAUUGUGCCCCAGAGAUAAUUCUUUUGGAUCAUGGCUUAUACCAGGUACUGACGGAGAGUUUUCGGCUGGAUUAUUGCAGUUUAUGGCAGGCUCUAAUUGCUGCUGACAAGGAGCGGAUCCGCAUAUACAGUCAGCGCUUGGGUGCAGGAGAACUGUACCCUUUAUUUGCUUGUAUGCUGACUGCCCGUUCUUGGGAAUCGGUGAACCGAGGAAUAUAUGAGAAUACUGUUAGUAAGGAGGAGAUACACGAGAUACGAAGUAAUGCUGCUACCUACCUACCAGAGAUUAGCCAGCUCCUUGCUAGUGUCCCUCGUCAAAUGUUACUCCUUCUAAAAACAAAUGACCUCCUACGUGGUAUUGAAACAUCGCUAGGAACUCAUUCUAGCUCAAGCGCCUUCUUCUAUAUGUCCCGAUGUUGUGUAAGAGCCCUUGCCAGAAACAGGAAAGAGAAGGCAGACUCUCUCUGGUCCUACAUACACAUCUCUCUCUCAGAAACCUUUUGUCUCGGACAGCUUCAGAUGUACGAGAUUGCUCUACGUCUUCAAUCGUGCAUAGGGCGCUUGAUAAAUCAUGUUUUGCUGUGGCUGUAUCUACAAUGAGCCCAAUGGCUCCUUUAAUGAUAUAAUCUAUAAUUAAUAUGUUUUAUUAAUAAAGACACAACAUAAUCCAGAAGGGCUUUAAUGCAGUGAACAAAAUGGACUUGGAUAUAGGAUCAAGGAAGACAGCUCUGGGCACAGCUCUGAAUUUAUUGAGAGAAACUUCCAGGAACAUUAAGUUAUAACAAGCAAACACAGAAUGAAGUGUGUUUCAAUGAACUGUAGGCCCAGCAGCUGGAUGUGGCUCUCCAAAGUAUAUUAUGGUUCCCUACCUGUCUAUGGGCUUUAUAGACUGCUGUCUAUGACAUCAUCAUUUUUAUAUAAUUCAAACCUUGAGCAUGUAGUAUGUCUGCUAAAUGGCCCACUACAUGGAAAUUGUUGGCCAGCACUGUUACAUAAAGUUAUCCAGAAAGCAGCAAAUUACGGAAAGGCCCCAUAGACUCCAUUUUAUUCUUUUUUUUAUAUCAUUUAAAAAUGAUUUCCUUUUUCUCUGUAACAAUAAAACAGUACCUUGUACUUGAUCCAAACUAA